AUGGAAAAGCAGCCUCCCUUCGGAGCUAAACGAAAGGUUUUCAAUGCAUUCUCACCUCUUCCAGCUGUUUCAAAACGUCGCAUAACUUCAACAUCAUUACAAGAUUCAUCGGCAACUUUAACAAGCGAUGAUUCUAUUCCUCCAAAGGAUGAUGGAGGCAAAAGCUUUAGACUAGAUGAUGAAAUGAAACAUCCCAGAAAGGUACCCACGACACCAGUUUGCCCGGGCGACUCAAGAACUUUAUUCACUUCCAAAACGUUCACCCUCGGGGUAGCUUCAGAUGAUUAUGGGGCCGAGGGUGAAGCAAAUUUACCAGAGGACUCGACAGAUGAUUUUGAGGUCCUUGUGGAGUAUAUACUUCGUCACGAAAUCAGUUAUACCCUAUCUAUCUCCAACUGCGGAACGAAUACGGCUCAGCGUUGUAUAUCUUUCUUGAGAUUUGCAGACAAAUACGAUCUGGGAAAUAUCAGCAAUGCUGUGUAUAAUGUACUCCGACCAGCGUUGGUAAAGUAUGGAAAGAACUAUUUCAAGGCGAGCUACAUCGAAGACAUGUUUGCUUUGACGAGGACUGGUGAUCGUUUGCGGGAAUUGAUGGCAGAUGCUGCUAUUUCAUUUGGUGGUAUCGAGCUUUUACGAGCUUUCGGAUGGCCUGGCCUUUUCCAUGAGCAAGAAAGUGAGGUAAAGGGAUUCUCACCCGUCUUGUUCCAACAACUUAUGAAGGCAACAUUAACGAUAAAAAUUAUGGAUCCUUUCUCAAAUGAAUCAAAGGACUUGUGA
Messenger RNA from Sclerotinia sclerotiorum 1980 UF-70, 777 nucleotides. RefSeq lists its product with no specific name. Bases 1 to 777 code for a protein of 258 amino acids. The transcript is spliced from 3 exons. The record is from RefSeq and is a predicted model, not a curated record. Lineage: Eukaryota; Fungi; Ascomycota; Leotiomycetes; Helotiales; Sclerotiniaceae.